Melanotaenia boesemani (Boeseman's rainbowfish) is the source of this 3687-nucleotide messenger RNA. RefSeq names its product protocadherin beta-16-like. Gene Ontology annotation, molecular function: calcium ion binding. Gene Ontology annotation, biological process: homophilic cell-cell adhesion. Gene Ontology annotation, cellular component: plasma membrane. The transcript has 3 exons. The coding region runs from base 1 to 3687 and encodes 1228 amino acids. NCBI's taxonomy places the organism in Eukaryota, Metazoa, Chordata, Actinopteri, Atheriniformes, Melanotaeniidae. The record is from RefSeq and is a predicted model, not a curated record.
AUGGAUUACCGUUCAUUUGUUAUUAUUCCCAUCCUUGUAUAUAUUUUUCUGUCUCUCUGCCAUGUCAAUGGGGACGUGAGCUUCUCUGUUCCGGAGGAGAUAAAACGAGGAUCUGUAAUUGGAAAUAUUGCUAAGAAUCUGGGACUUGAUUUGGGUAUACUGUCCACUCGUAAGGCCCGCAUUGAUGCUGAAGGUAACAACGUUCAAUUCUGCGGAGUUAACCUUAAUACCGGAGACUUGAUUGUUAAAGAAAGGAUCGACAGAGAAAGUCUUUGUGGGAAAAGGGCAUCGUGUGUUCUUAAACAGGAACUCGUCCUAGAAAAUCCUUUAGAACUGCACCGUAUCAGCAUCCGCGUUCAAGAUAUCAACGACAAUUCACCACAGUUUAAGGAGGAAUCGCUUCAUAUUGAAAUACAGGAAUCAGCAGUUAAAGGUGCACGCUUUCUUGUGGGAGAAGCGCACGAUGGAGACGUCGGAGAAAAUGCUGUUCAGGGAUACUCACUACAACAAAACGAUCAUUUCAAACUGAAUGUUGACACAAAAGCAGGUGGACGGAAAUACUGCGAGCUAGUGUUAGACAAAGAAUUAGACAGGGAAGACAAAAAGGAAAUAGUGCUGAUGCUCACAGCAUUCGAUGGUGGCUCUCCACGGAGAUCAGGUUCUGUGGCCAUACAUGUUACUGUAGUGGAUGCUAAUGACAAUGUGCCUGUGUUUAGCCAAACUGUGUAUAAAGCAAGUCUGGCUGAAAAUUCUCCCGUGGGUACUGCUGUUAUCUCAGUUAGUGCUACUGAUGCAGACGAGGGUUUAAAUGGGGAAAUUACCUACGAAUUUGACCACAUUUCAGAUGAAAACAGCGACGUAUUUUCUCUACACCAUAAAACAGGUGAGGUGAAAGUGGCUGGCGCAAUUGAUUAUGAGCAAGUAUCAUCUCAUGAAAUGCAGAUUAGCGCAAAAGACGGAAUGGGAUUAGUUUCAUACGCAACGCUGAUUAUUGACAUCACUGAUAUAAAUGACAACGCCCCUUUGAUAAAUUUAAAAUCACUAUCAAACCCUAUACCAGAGAAUUUGUCACCCGGUACAGAGGUGGGCAUCAUUUAUUUGCAGGACAGAGACUCUGACAAUAAUGGUCAAGUACGCUGCUCCAUUCAACAGGGUGUUCCCUUUAAAUUGGUUACUUCAAUUAAAAACUAUUAUUCUCUGGUAACCUCAGGACAACUGGACCGUGAAGUAGUGUCUGAUUACAACAUAACAAUCACUGCCACUGACGAGGGCUCUCCACCUCUGUCCUCCUCUAAAACUGUUCAGUUAUCUGUAGCUGACAUCAACGACAACCCACCUGUGUUUGAGGAACAGUCCUACAGCUCAUAUGUGACAGAAAAUAACAAACCUGGCUCUACUUUAUGUUCCGUUACUGCUCGAGACCCUGACUGGAGACAGAACGGUACAGUGAUUUAUUCUUUGUUACCUGGUGAGGUGAAUGGUGCAGCGGUGUCUUCGUAUCUAUCUGUUAACGGAGACACGGGGGUGAUCCACGCUGUGAGGUCGUUUGAUUAUGAACAGUUUAGAUGCUUUAAAGUCCAGGUGAUGGCCAGAGACAACGGUUCUCCUCCACUCAGCAGCAACGUGACCGUCAGUGUGUUCAUCGCUGACGUGAAUGACAACUCUCCUCAGAUAUUGUACCCCACCACGGAGGGGAGUUCUUUCAUGACCGAGUUGGUCCCCAAAGCUGCACACGGAGGCUCUCUGGUGUCCAAAGUGAUAGCAGUGGACGCAGACUCCGGACAGAACGCAUGGCUGUCCUAUCACAUAGUAAAAUCCACUGAUCCUGGACUUUUCAGUAUUGGUCUCCACAGCGGAGAGAUCAGGACACAGCGGGACGUUUCAGAAUCUGACAACAUGAAACAGAAUCUUAUUGUGGCAGUGAAAGAUAACGGACAGCCCUCUCUGUCUGCCACCUGUUCCAUGUAUUUACUUAUUUCUGACAACUUGGCUGAAGUGCCAGAAUUGAAGGACAUUUCUCAUGAUGAAAAGAACUCCAAGUUAACAUAUUAUCUAAUUAUUGCGCUGGUGUCCGUGUCCACCUUUUUUCUGACCUUCAUCAUCAUCAUCCUGGGUGUGAGGUUUUGUCGCAGGAGAAAACCCAGACUGUUGUUUGAUGGAGCAGUUGCCAUUCCCAGCGCGUAUCUUCCUCCUAAUUACGCAGAUGUUGACGGCACAGGAACUUUACGCAGCACUUACAAUUAUGACGCCUAUCUGACAACAGGAUCCAGAACCAGUGACUUUAAGUUUGUUUCAUCUUACAAUGACAACACGCUGCCUGCUGACCAGACCCUGAAAAAAAGUGCAUCACAUUUUGCUGAAUCGUUCUGUCAGCCUGAUGAUUUUGCCGAGGGCGUCCCUUUCAAGUUGGUUCCUUCUAUUAAAAACUAUUAUUCACUGGUGACCACAGCACACCUGGACCGUGAACUAGUCUCUGAUUACAACAUUACAAUCACUACCACAGAUGAGGGCUCCCCACCUCUGUCGUCCUCUAAAACUGUUCAGUUAUCUGUAGCUGAUAUCAACGACAACCCACCUGUGUUUGAGGAACAGUCCUACAGCGCAUAUGUGACAGAAAACAACAAACCUGGAUCCACUUUAUGUUCCGUAAUGGCUCGAGACCCUGACUGGAGACAGAACGGUACAGUGAUUUAUUCUCUGUUACCCAGUGAGGUGAAUGGCGCAUCACUGUCCUCCUAUCUGUCUGUUAACGGAGACACGGGGGUGAUCCACACUGUGAGGUCGUAUGAUUAUGAACAGUUCAGGAGUUUUAAAGUCCAGGUGAUGGCCAGAGACAACGGUUCUCCUCCACUCAGUAGCAACGUGACCGUCAGUGUUUUCAUCGCUGACAUGAAUGACAACUCUCCUCAGAUAUUGUACCCCACCACGGAGGGCAGCUCAUUCAUGACUGAGCUCGUCCCAAAAGCUGCACACGGAGGUGCUCUGGUGUCCAAAGUGAUAGCAGUGGACGCAGACUCCGGACAGAACGCAUGGCUGUCCUAUCAUAUAGUGAAAUCUACUGAUCCUGGACUUUUUAGUAUUGGUCUCCACAGCGGAGAGAUCAGGACACAGCGGGACAUUUCAGAAUCUGACAACAUGAAACAGAACCUUAUUGUGGCAGUGAAAGAUAACGGACAGCCCUCUCUGUCUGCCACCUGUUCCAUGUAUUUACUUAUUUCUGAUAACUUGGCUGAGGUGCCAGAACUGAAGGAUAUUUCGUAUGAUGAGAAGAACUCCAAGUUAACAUCUUACUUGAUCAUCGCGCUGGUGUCUGUGUCCACGUUUUUUCUGACCUUUAUAAUUAUCAUCCUGGGUGUGAGGUUUUGUCGCAGGAGAAAACCCAGACUGUUGUUUGAUGGAGCAGUUGCCAUCCCCAGUGCGUAUCUUCCUCCUAACUACGCUGAUGUUGACGGCACAGGAACUUUACGCAGCACUUACAAUUAUGACGCCUACCUGACAACAGGAUCCAGAACCAGUGACUUUAAGUUUGUUUCAUCUUACAAUGACAACACACUGCCUGCUGAACAGACCCUGAAGAAAAGUGCAUCAGAUUUCACUGAAUCGUUUGGAGAUGGUGAUAUCUUUCCUGAGAGUGCAUCAGAUUUUGCUGAUACGUUUGGAGAACUGGCAGAGUGUACAGAGGUAUGA